Messenger RNA from Suillus subaureus, 1630 nucleotides. RefSeq lists its product as uncharacterized. NCBI's taxonomy places the organism in Eukaryota, Fungi, Basidiomycota, Agaricomycetes, Boletales, Suillaceae. The transcript has 2 exons. The coding region runs from base 17 to 1627 and encodes 536 amino acids. The record is from RefSeq and is a predicted model, not a curated record. Gene Ontology annotation, molecular function: protein binding.
GCACCGCCAACUCCGAAUGCUUUCUCUCGCAGUCAUGCAUGUCUGUCUCCUACCCACAGAAAUUUUACUCCACAUAUUCACUAUCAACAUCCCAAACGGCUACGGUUGGAUACCUAUUAUUUCACGUGCUCAACUUGCUGUUCUUGCAAGGACAUGUAGGGAAUUCAAGGGGCCUGCCCUUGAUAUUCUUUGGGAAUGCAUAUCUGGGUUUAAACCACUCAUCUCAUGCCUGCCUGAAGGCAUCAGUAACACAGACAGGAGAGGAAGAUUGACGCUCCAGAGGCCUAUCCUAGCUGGAGAAUGGAGGCUGAUCCAUCAAUAUGCACGACGUGUACACUCCUUUUGGGUUGGCAGCUCUGAGUUAGACAUGAUAGAAAAUCAUGUCAUGCAAGCGUUCAUGUCUGCCCCAAUCUCCAUGUCCUUCUUCCCAAACCUUCGUAGUUUGUAUUGGUAUGACGACCGAGAACACUUCUUUCCACUCUUGCGCACCUUCCUUGGGUUAACUAUCACAUCAAUUCGGGCGGACUUCUUGUUUUCAUCCCCCUCGUUUGCCCAAUCUGCGUCGUUUGCCUCCCUCGGAAGUCUGUGUCCAUCCAUUCAGGAGCUCACAUUAUGUGUCGGUGAUUCUGCAGAGAGUUCAGAUGUAAUUUGUAAAGCUCUAUCUGGCCUGCGGGAGCUUUCCCGUUUUGAAUCACGCGCCCUCGGUCGCCGAGAGUUUCUUCACUUGGCUUCUCUACCGUCCCUCAAGUCUCUGUACUUCACAACGGAGAUGUCCGGUAUCCACAAGAUGCAAUCCAACUCCACUCCGACAAUUUUCCCCCAACUUGCUGAAGUGCACAUCAUUGCAUCGUCACCGUCCGAAGUUGAACACUUUUUCAGAAGUGUCCGUCUUCCCUCCUGUCGAUCAGCGAAGGUGGACCUGUAUUUUGAUAAUAUAUGCUAUAAUCCACUGGCAGAGGUCCUGCAUAAUAUACUGCAUAUCCCCGACAUCAUCGUCUCGCUCUCGCAGUGCCUCUCUCCUGCUCUUGAGAUAUUUUGCGUCGAGUAUGAGUUCGACCCCGAAUAUGUUAAAGAAGACAUCGCCGGUCGAAGUUAUGUGCUUGGCUUUGACGCGGUUGCCCCGUUGCUGCCGUUUAAUCGUUUAAAGCACUUACUGCUCGAGUGCAUUUGUACUUCAGAUAUUAACGACGCUUCGUUCAAGACACUUGUGCAAUCUUGGCCUCAGCUCGAGUCUCUCUCCUUUGGAGGUGGAACUCAGUCUCUAGUCCCGCCAUCUAUGACCUCCACAGCACUCGUCCACCUCAUCCAACAUUGCCCGCGCUUGCACUGGGUUCAAAUAUCCUUUUGCGCAAUUCCUGUCGACUACGACAACGAUCCCUUCUUUUUUGAAACCGUUCCUAAUGAGAAGAUCAUUGCCCUUUCUGUGGGGAUGUCUCCGAUCGGCGAUCCUUACGCCGUGGUCAACAUACUGCUUAGAUUGCUGCCCAAGUUGACAUAUGUUAAUUUCCUCGGCUGGCUUGAUGAUCACACGCCUGCGCCCGCGCCAUCGCCAUUUGAAGAUCUUGAGGAUGGAUGGAAUGCUGUGAAUGAGAUCCUGAAGGCUAGAAACCAGCGCAGAUUAAAAUAACGG